Messenger RNA from Talpa occidentalis (Iberian mole), 5207 nucleotides. RefSeq names its product HUS1 checkpoint clamp component (gene HUS1). The record is from RefSeq and is a predicted model, not a curated record. Lineage: Eukaryota; Metazoa; Chordata; Mammalia; Eulipotyphla; Talpidae. Gene Ontology annotation, biological process: telomere maintenance; meiotic DNA integrity checkpoint signaling; mitotic intra-S DNA damage checkpoint signaling. The transcript has 8 exons. Bases 113 to 955 code for a protein of 280 amino acids. Gene Ontology annotation, cellular component: site of double-strand break; checkpoint clamp complex; nucleolus.
CCGUAAGCGCUAGCACCGCGGAACCAAUCGAUGCGUCGAGCGUUUCCGGCGGGACACUUAAAGAGUGACACUCGCUCUGGGGCUCGCGGACGCUCCGCUACCCGGUGUCGCUAUGAAGUUUCGGGCCAAGAUCGUGGACACUGCUUGUCUGAACCACUUCACUCGAGUCAGUAACAUGAUAGCCAAGCUUGCCAAAACCUGCACUCUGCGCAUCAGUCCUGAGAAACUCAACUUCGUUCUCUCUGACAAGGUGGCCAGUGGAGGAGUGAGCAUGUGGUGUGAGCUGGAGCAGGAGAACUUCUUCAGUGAAUUUCAAAUGGAAGGUGUUUCAGCAGAAAACAAUGAGAUUUAUUUAGAAUUGACAUCAGAAAACUUAUCUCGAGCCUUGAAAACUGCCCAGAACGCCAGAGCCUUGAAAAUCAAGCUUACUAAUAAACACUUUCCCUGUCUCACGAUCUCUAUAGAACUGUUAUCUUUGUCAAGUAGUAGUCGCAUUGUAACACACGACAUCCCUGUAAAGGUUAUUCCUAGAAAAUUGUGGAAGGAUUUACAAGAACCUACAAUCCCAGCAUCUGAGGUUAGUAUUUUUUUACCAAGCUUGAAAAUUAUGAAGAGUGUUGUGGAAAAAAUGAAAAACAUCAGCAAUCUCCUUAUUAUUGAAGCAAACCUAAAUGGAGAAUUGAACUUGAAAAUAGAAACUGAACUAGUAUGUGUUUCGACUCAUUUUAAAGAUCUUGGAAAUCCUCCAUUGGCCUCUGAAAGUGCUUCUCAAGAUAGGAACCCAGAACAAAUGGCUGAAGUACACAUAGACAUUAGGAAACUUCUACAGUUUCUUGCCGGACAACAAGUAAAUCCUACAAGGGCCAUAUGCAAUAUUGUGAAUAACAAGAUUGUUCACUUUGAUCUGCUCCAUGAAGAUGUGUCCCUGCAGUAUUUCAUCCCGGCCAUGUCAUAGCACUGCCUGGAGAGAUAGUGAGGGCAAUGUGUUCUAAGUCAUUUGUGAGUUCUCACAGCAGCACAAAUCCUGUACGUUUUACAUUUUCGUCUGUAAUAUUCUAACUAAAAAUUAAUGAAAGAGUUGGGGAAAUAUGUCACUUGUUAUUUCUUUGACUGUUUUGUCCAUGUCUGUUUUGAUUUCUUAAGAUGCUAAAAAAAAAUCACUAAUUUAUCUAGACUUUAAUAAGCACUUUCUUAUUGAACUAGAAAUCCUUCUAUAUUUAGAAUUGGCAUAGGAAUCAACAUUUGCAAAGGUGUUGCUGUCUCCAACUCAGCACAUUAUAUGGAAGUCCUCCCUGCAGGAGCGGACCUGGAACACUCAUAUUUCCUUGUGUUCACCUCUCCUUCUUCCUUGGUUGCUCAGAACAUCGUGGGAUAUCUCUUGUGCCUGCAGUGCCUGGAACCUUGUGUGACACCCAGGACACUAAGAGUCCAUUCUCAGCGCCGUGAGAGCCACCAGGUGACCUAGCUGUCAGGUUGCCACUCCUCCAAUGUCUUCCUCGGCUGUGGCUCCUGGAUUCUGUUCUUUAUUUUCAUCCUACCGUGCAUGGUGCAUGGACCUGUCAUUCUUGGAAGAACAGCUUUGUGUUUGGAGUAGGAGCAAACAAGAUCUCUCAGUGUGUGCCUCAUGCAGAGACCUGCUUCUGUCUGUCAUAGCAGGUGCUGCUCCUUGGGGGUCUGCUUGCUCCCCCAAGGCACUUCCACCAUCAUCUCUGCUAUGAUUAAAUCUCCCUUGCCCUGUGGAGAGGCACAUUAUAAACAUCUUCAGGUUACAUGGCAAAGUUGAAUAAGGCAGUUUGCUUGGAAUGAAAGAAAGAAAUGAGAAGUUAGCAAGAGUGAAAAGUUCUUUUAUGACCUUUUCCUAUUAUUUGUAGAACCAAUGCAUUUAAGUCUUCUGGUGUUACUAAUGUUCAAAUGGGAUGUAGAUUUUGUUAAGCCAACAUUUUAAAAUGAGACGUCAUUUUAAACUACCCCUGUUUGGCUUAUAGCAAAACCAAUUCCAGCUGUGGUGUUAAACUUAAAGAUCAUGGUACACAUUGACGUGAUACCUAAAGGUAGUUAUAUAAAACUUAAACUUCUAUUAAAGAAAAUGUGUUAAUGACUUACCAAUGUGGAAAAUGUGUUACUUUUGAUUAUUUAGAUGAUGAUUUUUUAAUGUACAAUCAAUAUAUAUUGUCUUUUGGUAUAAGAGGGAAAAAAGUACUUUUUUUAAUAUGCUUUGUAUAUCUUAGUAUGCAUAUUCUGGCCUCCUUUUGUUGGUGUCUGGUGUCAUGGGCAGCCCGAGAGAGACCUGGGGCAGAACCUCUCCAGAUCAGAGCAGUGCAGACAUCCUGAGAUGAACAGUGUGGUGGCUUUACUUGGCAGGUUAGGGAAGUGAACUAACUGCCCUAGAAUACUGACUUAUGAUUUAUCAUCACCCUUCCCCUCCCACUUCUCUGCUGACUGACCUGAAUAACCAAUCCUACUUAAAAUAGGCAUUUAUCAUUCAUUUUACAGAUCUGGAGAAAAGUAUUUUAGUUUUAAAUCUGCUGUAGUAAAGUAGGCUUUAAGUAAUACCUCAUUAAAAAAUGACCUUAUGGAUGGUUCAGAAUUUUUUUUUCUGUAGCUGUGGCUAACAGGGCCUUCACAGGGAGUUAGGAAGCCAUGUCAGUUUCUUAUCCUUGCUGCUCAGUUUCCCGAAGCAGAGGCCUUUCAGAGCCCUGAGAGUCUGACUUCCCUCCUGGGCUCACUGGAGGUCCCUAGUAGAAACUGAGGCCUGUGGAAUGCACAGUGCUGCUUUAUUGAACAGCCUACUAGGACAACUUUCUGUUAAGUCAGAAAAAGCAAUUUAGUCUAUUUAGAGGAAUCUGUAUAAUUUGCAAAAUAAACUUGUUUCAAGACUAACGUAUUUCAAAGUGUUGAGGUCUUUUAAAAUAGCUCUGGAUUUUAGAGUCACAGUUUCACUGGCUGCAGUCUUGUGAGACUUGGCUGUGUGGGCAGCAGUCCUGGGUGCUCACACUCGGGCCAGUAUCUUUUGGAACCAUUUCUGUAGCUGAGUUUGGGGCCAUCCUUUGCUGGGUCCCUAAUCCAGCAGCUUAUGACAAAUUCCCAAGUCACCCUCACUGAAGGGAGCAGCUCACCUACCAUAGUGUUCAGGCCUGGCAAGGUCCCUGCUCCCGGGUCCUGGAUCAUGGACCUAACUUUAAUUCCAGGCUGGAAUUCUGAUUUUGUUUCUAGGUAGUGGAGGUGUUUAUUGGUAUUGUGCUUGGCAUUGUUGCCAAGUAAAAAGAACAUUGAUUUGAAGAGAUGCAGUUCUGUCCAUUUAUAUGGAUUUAAUGGGGUCUAAAAGGAAACUUGAGUAUCUGUGGUUUUACAGCUUCUCAGUGAAGUCACUGAACCAGGAGGCACAGGAUAAUCUGCUAGAAGAUGACUGGGGAUAUGCUUUCAUUCCCAGACACUGUGGGUGGGAGUAUCUGGAUUCUACCUUUCUGGAGUCUAGUAUGAAAAGUCCCAAGGCACAAAGGCUUUUGUGCCUUUUGACCCAAUACUUAAUGCUUGUGGGAAUUUGCACAAAGAUAAUCAAAGAUACUGUAGUACUGUUGUACUGAAAAAAGCAUGAAAUAUCCUAAAAACUUAUAGGGGAUUGGUUAAAUAAUCUAUGGCUUGCCCCAGUAUUUCAUGCUUUAUAAAUAAUGUUGCAGGAAAAAAAUAUACUGCUCUAGUCAAAUGUUUAUGAGUUAAAUUAAAAAGCAAACUAGAUCUUAGUGUGUGCCAUCUGAUCUCAGUUUGGAGACGAGCAGAGUAUAUAUGUAUAUAUGUGUGUGUGACAGAAAAGGAUUGGGGAAAGUACCAACAUUUAUACCUGGUUAUUUUUGGAUGUUUUGUUUCAAAACACUGAUCUUUGUACACUUAAGCAUCUUUUAAAAAUUUUAUAAUCAACUUUGUAACAAAAAAUAAAUUAUUUUUUAAGGAAUCAAGUAAUAUUUAUUAUUUGAAUGCAGUACAUAACCAAUUUGCAAUUAUGGUUUCCUCAAUAUUGGACUUAAGACUUUCACACAUGUCCUUACUUUUGUCAUGUGAAAUUGUAUGUUCAAAAUACUGAGUGGUAACACUGCAUUGUGGAGUCAUUUCCUAUCAUACACUUAGCCUGAAUGUGGCCCACUCAGUGUGCAGAACUGACCUUUGUGGUGAGGGGAGAAAGACCAGUCAUUAGGUGGGCCAAGGAGGCUCUGGGAGAGACAAACUUGUCAGUUUGCUAACUACUGACCAGUUAGGGAAAACACAGACUCUGGCACCUUUCUAAAUUGUGAAGUACGAUUACUACAACAUAUGAAUCCUUACAUAGUGAGUCUGUACUGCUAUCCAGUAACUGCCAGUAGCCCUGAGGCCAGCUUGCUUAGCACUUUCCUUCAUGUGCCAGGACAGCACUGUGCCCAACAGAGUGCUGUUUAAACACUUAAAUUCUGAGGAAACUCCUAACUUCCUUAGGGAGGAAAUUUGGAUUUUCUGGGUGGGGCCUCUUCCCUCACAGGAAACAAAAUCAACAGUGAUCUAAGACUUCAUCUUGGGCUUUGUACUUUCCUUGGGUCUUUCACUGAGUAAAUCUUGCCAAGGCGGCAGGGUGUAUCGACCUUCCUCCUGACUCUUACGCCCCAGGUAUGCCCCUUGGUGAGCUUCCCAAUGCAGCCCUUCCUGGGGCUUUGCCAGUUUCUGAGCACGCCCUCUUGCUAAAUCAGAAUAUCAUGCUCACUGAGAUUUUUGACUGCUCCUAUAUGACAUAAAUGGACCUCCCUUCAUAUUGGACCAUCUGAAAUAACAGAACUGUGGUGGCUUCAGCUCGGUGUUGUAGGGAAAGUUCUAAGGGCCUGUGCCAGCAAACAUGGUGUGACAAAUCACAUGUUCUAUAUAAUAUUUCAUAGUGUCAGUUAUCUAUAUUGACUGAUGUUUUUAUUCAAUGACUUUAAGGGGAAAACUCCAGAUAAAAGGACAGAGAAUGAAAGCAAUGAAAAGCAAUGAUAGAUGGGGCUGAGGUGAUGCAAGAGUCAUACACUACUCAAAUUUAAAAACAUGUAUUUUAGAACUUAAUAAAUUACCCCACAGAAUAUGUGUUGAUCUUUAUUUUAAUAGUUGCAGUGGAACAAGACAAAUAAGAUAAAAAUGGUUAUGUUAAAUUUCCUGCUCACUAUGUGGUUUUGAGAGAGAAAAUUCUAAUGACCAAAUAAACCCUUUUA